Solea solea (common sole) is the source of this 6294-nucleotide messenger RNA. It is a transcript of the gene rbm15b, whose product is annotated as RNA binding motif protein 15B. NCBI's taxonomy places the organism in Eukaryota, Metazoa, Chordata, Actinopteri, Pleuronectiformes, Soleidae. Gene Ontology annotation, biological process: regulation of alternative mRNA splicing, via spliceosome. The transcript has 2 exons. The coding region runs from base 293 to 2878 and encodes 861 amino acids. Gene Ontology annotation, cellular component: nucleus. The record is from RefSeq and is a predicted model, not a curated record. Gene Ontology annotation, molecular function: mRNA binding.
GACGUAGUUGGCGUCGUGUCCCCGCCCUCCAGGCGACAGCGCACGUACAUUCCUAUUGUCCAAGAUGGCGGCGUCGGUACGGAUCCUGUGAAGCCGACAUGUUUUUAAACGAGUUUGUCCUGUUUUCUUCGAUAAAUGAGCGAAUUCUCUGCGUCCACAGCGGCAGCGUUUCUUCACCGAAGCCGUCGUGUGUCGCGUUAUUCUCGCAAACACCGCUGAAAAUCGCUCCCCGGGACGGAUUCCCGCCGCUACUGCAGGUACCGAAAACUUUGAGCUCCAUCAUCCAGUGGAAAUGAAGCGGCAGGCCGGGAGGGAGACGAGCCCGUCCAGGGCCGCCUCAAAGCGGAUGCGGGAGCGGGAACGAGAGAGUGUGCGGAGAGAGGAGCUGCCGCCGCCGCCGCUGGCUCUGCUGCUGGCGGAGAGCCGCGGCUACCACCGCCGCAGCCGCAGCCGAGAGCGAGAGAAGCCGCGGCUCAGGGAGGAGCGAGCGGCCGCCGCCUUGGAGCUCCACCACCGUCACGAGCUCAGCCUGCUCGGCCGUCCUCCGCUGCGGAGCACGGCGGCGACUGCCGCGGCCACGGCAGCAGCGGCGGUGGCGGAGCUGCCUGCAGCCAGGCCCGGAACUCUGGAGUACAAGACGCUGCUCAUCAGUAACCUGGGCUCGCAGGUGUCGGACGAGGACGUGGAGGACGCGCUGUUCCACGACUUCAAAAAGUUCGGGGACGUGAGCGUGAAACUGUCGCACACACCGGAGCUGGGCCGGAUCGCUUACGUGAAUUUUCGGCACCCAGAGGACGCGAAGGAGGCGCGGCACGCCAAGUCCUCCAGGUUGGUCCUGGGCGAGCGGCAGUUAAAAAUCGAACCCAUGUACGUGAGGAGGCGGAGCGUGACCCCACCUGACGUGGGUUAUUUACCUCUGCACGCCCCAUACCCGUACAGACAGCGCUCCCUGUCCCCGCCCGCGCCUGGCGUGAGCAACAUCAGAGAGCUCAGGGCGAGACAUUACGCCCUGGAGACUCUGGGCCUGAGCAGGGAGAGGGAGAGGGAGAGGCUGCUGGAUUAUUAUGGGAUGCUGGACGAAAGGGGGCGGCCCUACGGUUUCCCUCCGAUGCCGGUGGUUGAGGAUUUAAAACCCGAGGACGAUCAGAGGGCGACCAGUAACCUCUUCAUUGGAAAUCUGGACGGUAACGUGACGGAGGCAGAACUGAGGAGGGGUUUUGACAAGUACGGCAUCAUCGAGGACGUCGUGAUUAAACGUCCCGCCCGUGGCCAGGGAGGAGCGUAUGCUUUUGUGAAGUUCCAGAACUUGGACAUGGCCCACCGGGCCAAAGUGGCCAUGCAGGGGCGCCUCAUAGGUGGCAACCCGAUAAAAAUUGGAUACGGCAAAGCAAACCCCACCACUCGGCUCUGGGUGGGCGGGAUCGGGCCUGGAAAUUCCCUGGCUGCUCUCGUUCGGGAGUUUGACCGGUUUGGAAGUAUAAGGAAUAUCGACUACGUUAAAGGAGAUAGUUUUGCUUACGUUCAGUACGAAAGUCUGGACGCUGCACAAGCCGCCUGCUCCCAGAUGAGGGGUUUUCCUUUAGGCGGCGCCGACCGUCGUCUGAGGGUGGACUUCGCUAAGGUAGAGGAAAGCCCCUCCCGUCCGUUCCCCUCAGCCUACCAGCCGCCUGCUGCGCUGCCCUCCAGCUACGACAUCCUCGGGGACACCUACAGCCGCCACCGCAGCCUGGAGCGAGAGCUGAGGGCCACCAGGGACAGGGACCGCCCCUCCCCACCGCCGCCACACAGCCUCCUCUCACAGAGGGAGCGAGACAGAGCUGUGCUGGAGAGAGACUUUCCCACCAGCCCGAGUCGCAGCGUGGAAAGGAGAGCAGGGGGAGGGGUGGAGGCGUUUGGGAGGAGCACGAGAACGGCUAGGAGCCGCAGCAGGAGCAGGGAGCGCUGGCUGAAGGAGAGGGAGGAGAGGAGGAACAGAAGGCGGAGCCGGAGCCCAUCCGCUGACAAACAGGUGGAAGAGAGGGAAAAAGAGCGAGAGAGGGAGAAGGAGAGGGGCAGGUCCAGGGUUCGAGGUCAAGGUGGCACCGUUUCUCCUGAAGUGAGCCCGGACCGAGCACGGGUCAGAGCACCUGACUCCACCACAGAGCCACGAGACCACUCCCCAGACAGCGCCGUACGACACGCUGCCAACGCCACAGAGGAAGAUCCGCCGUCGGGCCGGCACCACAGCAAGCGGUCCUCCAACGCGCAUCUCACAAACCAUCACCAUAGAAACAGCGAGGUCAUCGCAGCCGGCUCUCCUGCCGUCCGCACGGACACGCACACCUCCUCGCCACCGAGCACGCUGUCGGAGUUCGCCCUGUCCUCGCUCUCCAAAUCGUGGCACGGCUUCUUCGCUCUGAAGAACAGCAGCUUCCCCACAGACCUGUACCUGCUGGAGGGCGGAGCCUCGUUUUUCAGCGCCGUGAUGAAGGACACGCUCAGACUGCAGAGCCAGAACCAGCCCAGCCAGCUGAAGAUCGCUCAGAGGCUCCGCAUGGACCAGACUCGGCUCGACGAGGUCUCACGGCGCAUCAAACUGGGCCGGCCCGAUGGGUUCGCCAUCCUGCUGGCUCUCCAGGGCCCCGUGGACCGACAGGCCCCGGCCCCUGAGCCCGGACUGCAGGUGCGCCUGCUGCGCCACCUGGUGACUUACCUGCGCAACAAGGAAGCGGCGGGAGUCGUGAGUCUACCUGCUGCCAAAGAGGGCGGGCCUGGAGCCAUGCUGUACGCAUUCCCCCCCGGAGACUUCUCGCAGCAGUACCUGCAGGCUGCCAAGAGGACUGUGGGUAAUCUUGACGAGGAACACAUGGUGAUUGUUAUCGUCUCUGACACUAACUGAGGACUUCAUUCAGUCCAUGUACACACUCACACACAGGAACUUCCAUGUUUUUAAACUGUUUUAUUCAGUGUAUUUUAAAGUGACACUAAGUCUUUCUUCAUCUCCUUCCCUCAGACUACGCUUAAAGCGGUAGUUCAGGUUUUUUUGAAGUGUGGUUGUAUGAGCUGACUGUGCUGUGAGCGCCACCUGCUGCUGAGGACGGGUCUCUAAAUGAAAACACAAGUCUACGAUGUCUGCGUCACAUGUUCACGUCUUUAUCUUUCCAACAGGAAACUGACGUUUGUAAACCACUCACUCUCCCACACCAAAGUCCAGGGAGAACAUUACAGGAGCUGCUGGUCCUCUGCUGCCUCGUGUGGUCACUUUGUGUCACUGAGGCUGAACUGAUCAAAUAAGACGUUUGAACAUAGUGAUGGAGGCAGCAGUGGAUCAACAACUUCUGUGUGUGUGAUGUUAAAAUCACUGAUUUUCUCUCUGGGCUUUGGUGUGGGAGAGUGAGUGGUUUACAAACGUCUGUCUCACAGUGAGAUCAAGACGUGAUCGUGUUCUUUCACAAGGGUUUUUACAUGUUUUCACUGAGGCUGACCUGCUGGGGGCGCUCACAGCUUGCUCAGCACUGAUAAUAAUCUUCAUACAUCCCCUCUUCAAACAGUCUGUGCUGAAACACUAACCCUAAGUCUGCACUGAGUCUUCUCCUCGUCUGUCUUCAGGUAUCUUUUUACGUUUUUCUUUAUUAUUGUUUUGUUAUAACGGCACCAGCUUCACGGCCAGUAGAUGCGGAGGUGAAUUCCUGACCCUUGACCCCGACCCUGUGACUCUUUAGUAGGUUUAGUUUAGGAGGUUUUUUAAGCUGUUCAACAUUCCAGUGUGUGUGUGCGCGCUCAGUCCUGCUAAGGCUGCAACUUACCAUUAUCUUCAUCAUCGGUUUAUCUGUGGAUUACUUUCUUAGUCGUUUGCUUCAUAACAUGUCAGGAAAUAUUGAUCAGUGUUUGUCAAACUCAAAAUGAUUCAAUUUGAAUGAUUUCUUUGUUUUUGUGAAGCAAAGAAACCAGUAAUUAUUCACAUUCAAGAAGCUGAAAAAACCCUUUUAAUUAUUUUUUAAUAUCUUUUUAAAGAAAGGAAGACUUCAUGGAUUAAUAAAUCAGUCGACAGUGAAUUAUCGAGUGAAACACUCACUUCUUCCACACCACAAUCUUUUCUCUUUUUAAUUACAAACACGUCACCGUUUGCUCUUCAAUGGUCCCGCCCACUUUCACUCAAAGACAAAUGUAACUGGGAGUAAGUCGCCGCAUUCCAGUCAAUAACGGCGCUAAACGACCUGAGGGUCACGUGAUCUUAAAGGGCACCUUUGUUUUUUUUAUAGCUUAAAUUGAUAUUACAAUAUUCCAUCGUGAUAUAGCACAGUAAAGGUUAUUUUCAACAAUAAACGGCGUAUAAUUCACAAUCCUUCAUCAAGUCAAAUUAAUCUAUAAUAUCAAGUAUUGAUUGUCAAAUCGCCAAGACCGUCGCCAAAAUUUUCCUCAACUUCCUGUUGAGUUGACGCCGCGGUUCGCCUUGGCCUGCUCCAUCCACGUUUCACCUUCGGGGCGCGCCACAGAGCCCUUGUGCAACAUACAGUUCCGAACCCUAUGACAAUAUUGCAUUAUGGCCACACCUGACCUCCGUAUCAGUUUUCCAGAGUUUUUAUGCCCGUUAACCUCCUCAAAAACACGUAAUAAUAAGAAGAAUCUGAAGGAAAAAUGAUCGCUACAGUGUUGCGUCAUUUCUACGCUUCAGAAUUUGAACGAUAUCAAGUGUGCAACUGAUUUUAUGACGGACGUGAAAGUGUCGCCGAGGUCGCUGUAAACUCACUUAUUGGAAAAGUCAGAAAAUUAUUCCAGAUAACAUUCCAGUUAUCGUGUUAAACGUCCUCCUGAUGAACAUGUAAUCUGAGAAGCCGGUCGCCUGUCGUCAUCUGUUCAGUGUGGACGCAGUUUUGGAAAUGUUGCGGUGUGGAUGAAGUGAUUUUAGAGGAAUUCACACAAAAGUACUUGAGAACCAUUUUUGUCCUUAAGCUCUGACGUUGGCGUAGAAUUCACGUCACUAAACUCAACCGCACGCCAUUUUCUCACCUCAGCUUCACUGAACUAUUAUUGUUGAGUAUUUUAGUAAAAAAGUAAUCAUAUUAACGUUGAAAGAGCUCGUCUUAUUUCAAAGCCGUUUUCUCAGUGGUUUGUGAUAUUGUCGCAAAAAAGGUGCAAAGAAAGUGGAACAAAUUCACGUCAGGAGCUGAAAUCACUUAAAAUGACGAUGUAGAUGAUGUUUGUGUGAACGUGGUGAGAGAAUAUUUUAAUGGAUUCAUCUGAUUUUAUUUCAGUAUAAAGUGAUUUCAUCCAAACCUUUUUUUUUACUUUGAUGACAAAACUGGAAAAAUCUAAAUUUUUCAGUUGAUUAAUUCUCUCUGUCCACGUGUUCUACUGUGUUAAAAGGGACACAUGAGUGUGAUUAAGCCAACGACAUCUACGUCACAUGAUCACAUCUUUAUCUCACUGUGAGACAGAUGUUUGUAAACUGCUCACUCUCUCACACUAAAGUCCACAGAGAAAAUCAGUGAUUUUAACAACACACACACACACACACACACAGGAGCUGUUGAUCCACUGCUGCCGCCAUCACUGAGUCCAAAUUUUUGAAUUUUGUCACUUCAGUGUUUGAAAUCCGUUGUUCAGAUUGACUUCAAUGACACAAAGUGACCACAUGAGGCAGCAGAGGACCAGCAGCUCCUGUGUCCCCGCAGCUAAAAUCACUGAUUUUCUCUGUGGACUUUGGUGUGGGAGAGUGAGUGGUUUACAAACGUCUGUUUGACAGUGAGAUAAAGACGUGAUCGUGUUCUUAAAAGUAUUGUACACUUUAACUGACAUAGAUUUUAUUACACAAGUCUUUAGUUUGGUGGUUUUCAGACAGAAUGUUUGGCCUCUGUCUCACCAGCAGGGGGCGCUCAUGCUAAACUGAGUCUGACCUUCAGUCAUCACCUCAUACAACUACACUUAAAAAAACAGAUGAACUGUCCCUUUAAUGCCUCAGCGAUUCUAACACUAUACUUUUUUAUUUUGUUGUUCUUUUUGCACACGUCAUGUUUACAUCACGACAGCUGGACGCUUCACUCACUCGCAACAAAUGCCGGAAAAAGCACGUUAAAGAGAGAAGUCGUCGCAGAUGUCCACACACACACACACAGCUGUUUUCACGUCAGUCGCCCUGGACUAUUGACGUUAAAUGACGUCACAGAGCGGCGGCAGGACGACGAGUCGAUCCAUCGGUUUCUGUAAAGACAGAUUUUCUCUGGUUUUUGUUUUGGUGUCGACAGAGAAGCAUGUUUUCUUCAUGAAAGAUCAAACUAAAUAAACAUUUUAUGCUCUUUUUUGGUAAGAAAUUCA